This is a messenger RNA of Eucalyptus grandis, 2465 nucleotides long. RefSeq names its product nuclear pore complex protein NUP98A-like. The transcript is spliced from 5 exons. The record is from RefSeq and is a predicted model, not a curated record. Bases 1060 to 2349 code for a protein of 429 amino acids. NCBI's taxonomy places the organism in Eukaryota, Viridiplantae, Streptophyta, Magnoliopsida, Myrtales, Myrtaceae.
UUGGUUAUGUCAGUCUUGAAUGCUUUUUACAGCUUUUGGGCAAUCAUCCAGCAGUCCAUUUGAGUCCCAAUUUUGAGGGGCAAGUAACGCAACCGAUCCCUUUGGCACUCUAACGGGGAGCUCCGAGAACGGUAGAACUUCAACUGGUGUCUUUGGUGCUACUCAACCCUCUUCGCCUUUUUCUACUGUGCCUGUCUUCGGUGCUUCAUCUUCACCAUCUUUUGGAACUUCAACACCCGCUUCUGGUGCAUCGUCAACUCUUGCUUUGGGAAGCUCUUCCUCAAUUUUUGGUGAUCAUGGGACAAAUCGAAGAGUAUGUUGACAUUUGUUCUAUAACUCAGUUUCUGUGCUUGGCAAAUUGAGAGGCGAGAAUGAUAGUAGUUCGUCUGCGAUUCCAGCACAGCAGAAGCCAAAAGGCAAGCAACUUGAAUUAUGGUCAAGGAAUGCAAAAUAACACAUAAGCUCAAGGAAAGUCAGAAGGAAGGCAGGAUCUUCUCUUUUUGGACAAAAUCCUGCUUUUGGUGGGUUUGGUUCGACUACUCCAACAAGUCCUCUUAGAAGCACAAGGCAGCAAACACAGCCGGCAUUUAGGAGCAGUGUUCUUGUUUCCUCCCUAACCUCCGGUGCAUCAGGGAUUUCUCAUCAGUUCAUGUGACGUGAAAGUUCCCUCGUGUGAUGGAUUAUGACAUCUUCCUUCACUUAUGCAUCGCCGGUUUUCAACCUUUUGUUGCCUGAUGAAUUUUUUGGAGUGCUUUUCUCUUAUGUCUGCCACGAGUAUCCAGCAGUGUGUUACCUGUGUUUUCUUCAUGAACUUUUCUUAGUUAGUCCAAUUCAUCUUUUGCAUAUCAGUGUGACACUGCUAAUUUAUUUGCUAUGCCUUCCUUCUCGCUGCAUACAUAAAAGUCCUACUUGUUGAGAUAGCGUUGUAGGAUACUUAUUCUAGAGCAACUGAAUGUCUUUUCCGGGCCAUGUGUAUUUGUUUCUUUAUACGCUUUAGCGACAAGAAUUGUGUGCUUAUCUUGUUUUAUUGUGUUACAUCUAUUGUCACCCUCUUUGGUUAUGUUAAUUGGAAUGCUUUUUACAGCUUUUGAGCAAUCAUCUGGCGGUCCCUUUGGGAUCCAAUCAGUCUUUGGGCAGGCAAGUAACUCAACCAAUCCUUUUGCCCCAAAACAUUUUGGUAACCCAAACCCUUUUGGCACUCAAAUGGGGAGCUCCAUGUUUGGUGGAACUUCAACUGGUGUUUUUGGUGCUACUCAACCCUCUUCGCCUUUUUCUACUACGUCUGCCUUUGGUGCUUCAUCUUCACCAUCUUUUGGAACUUCAACACCCGCUUCUGGUGCAUCAUCAACUCCCGCUUUUGGGAGCUCUUCCUCAGCUUUUGGUGUCUUCUUUUUGAACAGGAGACAAAAGCCUUCUUUUGGUGGGUUUGGUUCGAUCCCUCAAACAAGUCCAUUUGGAAGCACAAGUCAACCAUCACAGCCAGCAUUUGGGGGCAAUGUUUUUGGUUCCUCCACUUUUGGUGCAUCAAGUCAGUUAGCAUUUGGUGCUAAUAGUACUUCUGCCUUUGGUUCUACCAGCACCCCUUCAUUUGGAGCUACUACAUCUGCCUUUGGACAAGCAAGCACUCUUGCCUUUGGUUCAAGCACUCCAUUUGGGAGCACAGGCAACGCAUUUGGCUCAUCAACCACCCCAGGGUUCUGCACUGGGGGAACUUUUGGGACUUCCAAUGCACCACUUUUUGGAUCUUUGACUACCCCUGCAUUUGGCGCAUCUGAUGCUCCUAUAUUGGGUGCUUCAAGUGCAUCAAGUCAGUCAGCAUUUGGUGCUACUAGUACUUCUUCCUUUGGUUCUACCAGUACCCCUUCAUUUGGAGCUACUUCAUCUGCCUUUGGACAAGCAAGCACUCGUGCCUUUGGUUCAAGCACUCCAUUUGGGAGCACGGGCAGUGCAUUUGGCUCAUCAACCACCCCAGGGUUCUGCACUGGGGGAGCUUUUAGGACUUCCAGUGCACCACUUUUUGGAUCUUCGACUACCCGGCAUUUGGCGCAUCUGCUGCUCCUAUACUGGGUGCUUCAAGUGCAUCAAGUCAGUCAGCAUUUGGUGCUACUAGUACUUCUUCCUUUUGUUCUACCAGUACCCCUUCAUUUGGAGCUACUUCAUCUGCCUUUGGACAAGCAAGCCCUCCUGCCUUUGGUUCAAGCACUCAAUUUGGGAGCACAAGCAGUGCAUUUGGCUCAUCAACCAUCCCAGGGUUCUGCACUGGGGGAGCUUUUGGUACGUGCUUUUCAGGUUCCUCAAGGAAACACACAGUGGAAAUUUUUGGGUAUCAUCACUAUGAUGAAUUUUUGAGUUAGUUGUUCAUUGGAGAUGUAUAUACAUCUUUUUGAUAGAUUGUGAAAACUCUCGUAUUAUAAUUAGAGGACUUUUUUUUAUCAUACAUAUGUAUGUAUGUAUGUAUGUAUGUA